AUGGUAAGAAAUUACAUAAGAAAAUCCACCAGAUGUUCGUCUUAUAAUGAUGAAUCAUUGAAAAUUGCUGUUGAAUCAGUAACGAAUGGCAUGCCACUAAAAACGGCUGUCAAAAAAUAUGGGGUCCCUGCAAGAACUUUAAAAAGGCAUCAGAUGGCCAUGACCAAAUUUCCUGGAAAAAUUAGGCUGGGACAUUUUCACUCAAUUUUUACAAAGGACCAAGAACUAGAACUAGUAGAAAUUAUUAAAAGUAUGGAAAAAUCAUUCUUCGGAGUGACCACAACAGACGUCAGGAAAGUGGCUUUUGAAUUUGCCGAAAAAAUGAAAUUAAGCCAUCCAUUCAAGGUUGAAAUGAAAAUGGCAGGGAUAGACUGGAUGUAUGGUUUUUUAAAAAGACAUCCAACGCUAUCUAUUAGAAAGCCGGAAGCGAUAAAUUUAUCACGGUUAGUUGGCUUCAAUAAAGAGCAGGUAAAAAUAUUUUUCGACAUAUAUCUUGAAACUCUCAACAAUGGAAAUUACAAUGCUAUGAAAAUAUGGAAUGUGGACGAAACUGGAAUCUCAACUGUUCAGAAACCAGUGAAAAUUGUUGGCAGCAAAGGUUCCAGACAAAUAGGAAAAAUUACAAGCGGGGAACGUGGACAUACAGUAACUGUUUUAUGUUCUAUGAACGCUGCCGGAAUAUUUAUUCCACCUAUGUUUAUCUUUCCAAGAAAAAGAAUAAUGGAUUCUUUAAUGAAUGACAGUCCACCACAAUCAAUUGGGACAUGCACUCCGAGUGGUUGCCUUUUGGAGUCAAUUGUUGGACCAAUAAAAUCAUCAACGCCACGAGGUAGAAAAAGAAAAUCUGAAAGAGCUACCUUGCUAACGUCCUCACCAAACAAAAAAUUGCUACAAGAAAAAGAUGAUCAAAAUUGUAAAAAGAUAAAGCGUUCUAAAGAUUUAUUAGAUAUAAAAAGUAAAACGGUGAAACGAACCAAAGAUACAACUCCAUGUGGGACUUGCACACAAAUUUUUUGUAAAGAUGUAACUGGGCGUCAGUGGAUCAAAUGCCAAAAAUGUGGCAUUUGGCAUCAUAAUGGUUGCCAAGGACUAGAAGAGGAUUAUAAUGACAUUUUUAUUUGUAUUGAGUGUGAUGAUUAA
This is a messenger RNA of Helobdella robusta, 1140 nucleotides long. RefSeq lists its product as hypothetical. Gene Ontology annotation, cellular component: nucleus. The record is from RefSeq and is a predicted model, not a curated record. Gene Ontology annotation, molecular function: DNA binding. Bases 1 to 1140 code for a protein of 379 amino acids. The transcript has 2 exons. NCBI's taxonomy places the organism in Eukaryota, Metazoa, Annelida, Clitellata, Rhynchobdellida, Glossiphoniidae.